AAUUUAAUAUGAGAGUAAAAUAAAACAUAUUUUGUUACAAAAUGCCUUGUGGAUAUGCGUUCAUUGUUGCGUGAGUCAUCUUAACAGCAGCGGAGUCACGUCCCUCACGUAGCGGCUGAUUGAAUCGGAAGUGAUCUGUGUGUGAACGUGUCUUUACAGUGACGUGCAGUUAGUUCACUUGAAUUACGUCCUAGUACUCUACAGAAACACCUUAACGAGCGAGGAGCUGCGUGAAGACAAGGGAAAGCUCUCACUGAACAGACCCGUUUAUGCCGAAUUAACUUCACUAACAAACAACAAUGAAAUCCUUCUUCAUUCUGUUGGCGCUUUUACUCUCCAGCGUCCACGUGACGAGAGCAGGAUCCGCUGCGCACAGGUGCUUCUGCCAGGUCACUGGGACUCUUGAUGAUUGUGCCUGUGAUGUUGAGACCAUCGACAGGUUCAACAACAAAGAAAUCUUUCCCAAACUACAAAAACUACUAGCAACUGAUUAUUUCCGGUUUUAUAAGGUCAAUCUGAACAACCCCUGCCCGUUUUGGACAGACCACAGUCAGUGUGGACUCAAAUACUGUGCUGUGAAACCGUGCACAGACGGUGAAGUACCAGAAGGCCUUAAAUCCAGCAGUUAUAAGUAUUCAGAAGCAGCCAGUCAGGAUAUAGAGGAGUGUGAGAAGGCAGAGAAACUCGGAGCUGUAAAUGGUUCUCUAAGUGAUGAGACACGUCAGGCUCUUCAGGAGUGGAAGAAACACGAUGAUGAAUCGGACCGUUUCUGCAUGUUGGACGAUGAGGACUCACCUAAAUCACAGUAUGUUGACCUCCUGCUCAACCCUGAGCGUUUCACCGGCUAUAAAGGACCAGAGGCCUGGCGGAUCUGGAACAGCAUAUAUGAGGAGAACUGCUUCAAACCGUAUUCAGUUAAACGACCACUGAAUCCUUUGGCAUCUUACAGCGGAGAUGAUGGGCAAGGCUUCUACCGCUGGCUAGAAGGCUUGUGUGUGGAGAAGCGAGCGUUCUUCAGGCUGAUUUCAGGACUGCAUGCCAGUAUAAACACACACCUGAGCGCCAGGUACCUACUAGACGAAAACUGGUUUGAAAUGAAGUGGGGUCACAACGUCUCAGAGUUCCAGUUGAGAUUUGACGAGGAGCUGACAAAAGGGGAGGGGCCAAAGAGAUUACGCAACCUCUACUUCCUGUACCUCAUUGAGCUGCGUGCUCUGGCAAAAAUACUGCCUUAUUUUGAACGUCCUACCUUUCAUCUGUACACUGGCCAACGCACUCAAGACAACGAGAACAAGAAACUGCUUCUAGAGCUCCUCCAUGUGGCCAAAUCCUUUCCAUUACAUUUUGAUGAGACUGCUCUGUUUGCUGGAAAUAACAAGGAAGCUAUGAAACUGAAAGAAGACUUCAAGCUGACUUUUAAGAACAUCUCGCGCAUCAUGGACUGUGUUGAGUGUUUUAAAUGCAGACUUUGGGGCAAAUUGCAGACUCAGGGCUUGGGAACUGCACUGAAAAUCCUGUUCUCAGAAAGGCAGAUAGAGGCAAUGCCCAACACAAGCAACACCAAUCCAUCAUUUCAGCUCAGCCGGCAGGAAAUAGUGUCUUUGUUCAAUGCUUUUGGAAGGAUCUCCACAAGUGUCAGAGAGCUGGAGAACUUUCGGUCGCUGUUGUCAAAUCUUAAACAGUGACAGUAAAAAUCCCUCAUUCAGCCACAGUCAAGAAUCUGACAUGCAUAACACAACCGGACGGAUUUGUUUUGGAUUGUUGUUAAAUUACUGUUUUCAGAAUGUUUUAUCCUUUAAGAAUUGAGCACCUUAAUCACAAAUCUGUAUGUUAGGGCUAUAUUUUGCACUAUUACAUAAAUGUAUUUCACGUUAAAUGUAAAAAACAAAAAAACUGAAUAAAUCACAGAAAAAUAAAACACUAGCUUCUCGGGAAUUAAAUGAUACAUAAAUAUACUUCAAAUGGUUUACAAGAGGGACAUAAACCACUUGAUUUGUGUAUUUUGCAUAUAUAAAGCCAGGUUUUCAUUUCAUUAUAGGUGUAAUCUAUUUUGAAAAAUGAGUUAAAUUAAGUGUUUUUGAAUAUGUGCCUCAGCACUUAGAUUUUUUGAGUAUAUUGACUAUUACGUAAAAAAAAGAGGGGGGGGGGGUAGGUAUUGUUUUCAAUAUAUUAUUUAAUAUUGUGAAUGUACUUUUUUCAGUAAGAAAAGUGUUUUCAAAAAGUGAUCCUUUUUUUUUCUUCUUUCAUUAUAAUGUCCUGUAUUUUUUUCCCUAUAAACAUUCCAGAUGUUUGUAUUGAGUUGCAAAUACACUUUGCAUUCAUUUUGCGACAAAUGUUAAAGUAUGUUUUUCACAUUCCUUACAUUUUUAUGCAUUUGUUCAUUUAACAUUUCAGUGCAUUUGGUGUAUACAUUUAAUCAGCAAAUGCGUUCCUUAAAUCUGUAGAAACACUGGAGUAAAAAAAAAAAAAUAAUUUUUAUAUUUUUA
Messenger RNA from Carassius auratus (goldfish), 2486 nucleotides. RefSeq names its product endoplasmic reticulum oxidoreductase 1 alpha (gene ero1a). NCBI's taxonomy places the organism in Eukaryota, Metazoa, Chordata, Actinopteri, Cypriniformes, Cyprinidae. The coding region runs from base 300 to 1685 and encodes 461 amino acids. Gene Ontology annotation, biological process: protein folding in endoplasmic reticulum. The transcript has 16 exons. Gene Ontology annotation, cellular component: endoplasmic reticulum; endoplasmic reticulum membrane. Gene Ontology annotation, molecular function: FAD binding; protein-disulfide reductase activity; thiol oxidase activity. The record is from RefSeq and is a predicted model, not a curated record.